Molecule: messenger RNA, 801 nt
Organism: Cetraspora pellucida
Lineage: Eukaryota; Fungi; Glomeromycota; Glomeromycetes; Diversisporales; Gigasporaceae
Source: the annotation of a GenBank genome assembly
AUGUCGUUAUCUACACUUGAAGAUUUCGAAAAAUUUAUAGAAAUCUUUCCCAAUUUAUAUAGAGCCACGUUCAAUCUUCAAUUCGGACCUUUACAAUGUCCAGUUUCUGUGUUCCUUAUUAACGUUGAACCAUCCAACAAUACUUGGAUUUUAAUAGAUACCGCAGAUCCUAAUAACAUUUCGAAACUUUUCACAGCUUUAUCUCAACAUUUUUCAAAAUUUCCGAAUUAUCAACUUAAAUAUAUUUUAUUAACUCACGGUCACUUUGAUCAUACUGGAUCUAUCUCAAGAUUAUUAAAUGAACAUAAAGAUUUAAAACUCGUUUUAGGUGAACCAGAAUCUUUUCAUACAAAUUACAAACAUAUGAAUGGUAAUUCUCAUACACAACACUUAGCAACCGCUGAAGGGAAAAUAGCAAUUGAUAAAGAUAGAAUUAUAAUGAUAAAGCAAGGGAAAGAAGAUGAAUUCGAAUUUUUUAAUGUUUUAAAACCUACCUUUAUCGCUGAUCAUACUUUAGAAUUUGUUUCCAAUGAUAUAGGAUCAAUAUCUUACCUUCACAUUCCAACAAAUUGUAUAAUGGUUGGAGAUAGUUUAGUUAAUCUUUCAGCCUCACAAUAUUCCGAACCAGUGAUCUCUUUACCAUUUACAGCCACCACCUCUCAUUUAAAUAAUGUUAAAGAAUCCAUCAAGAAAAUUGCAAAGUUGGAAGAUGUCAAGAUUGUAUUUCCUACGCAUGAUCAUAGUCAAAAUGGUCUUAGUAUAAACGAUGUCAGAGCAUUUGCCAACACAUUGAAGGCAUAA